Protopolystoma xenopodis is the source of this 531-nucleotide messenger RNA. NCBI's taxonomy places the organism in Eukaryota, Metazoa, Platyhelminthes, Monogenea, Polystomatidea, Polystomatidae. The record is from the annotation of a GenBank genome assembly.
CCUCUGUUGUCGCGGACGGCAGGUCGUCGGGUCGUCAGCGGUGCAAGUCGUGUCUCCGACCGCCUUCGUCUCGUUCCAGCCCAUCAGAACAGUCUGUCUCUGGGUCUGCGAGGCUUGGCCAUCACGAAAGUUGGGCAGAAGAUACGAUUGUUUGCGGUCUCACGGCGCCCGGAGCCUCUGUCGCCUCGGUCUCAUCUACGACAAGACGUGGAAGCAGAAGACUAUCAACCACAGGCUGUAGGCGAUCGGUCCAAGGUAACGGUCCCUUGGCAACGGGAGCCCGAUAGCUGGUCUCUUGGCGCCGGCAUUGCAGAGCGGAGUGUGGCAACAGGAGAGUCGCUGGCAGCCGAAAUCCUGGAAGACUCUGGAGCGAAUGCAGGCAGUCAGGUUGUUUGGGAGCGUGUCUCGACACUCACGAUGCACGGAACAGCCGCGAAGCACGGUGCUGAUCUUUCCUUGCCGGUUAUUUCGAGGGAACAGGAUCUCGUACUUCUGGCAGCAUCGAGAUUUGGUCGAUUUGUUUACAAAUGA